Panicum virgatum (switchgrass) is the source of this 1640-nucleotide messenger RNA. RefSeq lists its product as uncharacterized. Lineage: Eukaryota; Viridiplantae; Streptophyta; Magnoliopsida; Poales; Poaceae. The record is from RefSeq and is a predicted model, not a curated record. The coding region runs from base 98 to 1381 and encodes 427 amino acids. The transcript is spliced from 3 exons.
UGGAAGGCGAGGGAGGACCUGAGAAGAAACCAGACGACACCCUCAAACCCUAUAUCGGCUUUGUUUCUCACCCCGAUCUUUGCGUGUUCUCGUCGCCAUGGCGGAGGUGGAGGCAGAUGCAAGGGCAAGGGCACCCAAGUCGCGUCUGUGGGCGGAGGUGCAGGAGGCUCAGGCCCACAUGCGCGUGGUCCAAGCGAAGAUCCGGGACCUCACCCUGGGGAUGAAGACCAAGGAAUUCUCGGCAGGGCUGAGCAAGGAGCAGCUGGCGGCGAAGGUGGCCAAGGUGAAUGAAGAGCGCUUGGUGUGGAUGAAGGAGUACAUUCGGCUCAACCUAGUCCAGCCAGAUUUCUCAGGCGUCACCGAGGCGGAGCGGGCGGCGGAGGCGGAGAGGUUCAGGCAGGAAGCCUUGGAGGAGGGCCGCCGCCUGCUCAAGGCCGGGGACCCCCGCGGCUGGAAGCGGGAAGCCUUGGGUCGCGGUGGCGUUAUCGAUUUCGAUCCCAAACAGGGGGGCCUCUACUACAACCGAUUCACCGCCGUCGACUUCAAAUCGUUCGACCUGGACGAGGAGUCACCCCUUGGUCCCAUGAGGUUUACUGAUGCAGACUACCAAAGCAAGAGAGACUACUGGCGCCUCAUUACUCAUGCCGUAAACGUCCUGUACGUCAAGAUAGCCAGCUCAGAUGUUGGCUUCCCAAUCCAUGUCUAUGGCACUGUCAUUGUCAGGGACAGCGUCGAUGAGAAGUGUGUUUACCACUUCUGUCGUGACAGUCACCAUUGCCAACUCAUCAGCUCUAAGGAUGAAUCAUUGCUCUUGACUGGGCCAAAACGAGGACUCGCGUUGCUAGAUGAUAUCUAUGUUGAGACUGAUCUCAAGAUCAAGGAUCAUCUAGGACAGGACAGAGAAUUUAGUAAAGGAAUAUUAUCUAUCAGGGGUACAGGUCGAACAGUGAAGGAAUGCGAGAUCGAAACCAAAUCUCUUGCUACCAGGCUCAGCACCGUGGAUGUGACGUAUGCAGUUGUGAAAGAUGCAGUGGAGGCAACUGUGGCAGUAGAAGUUGUGCAGGGAGUUUUCCAUGGAAAAAUCACUGCCUACACCACGAGCAUCAAGGACAGGCUUCUGCUCUACGAUAGCAGUGAAGAAGCAGCUGACACCAUGACUGGUGGUGCUGAUGGUCGUGGAGCUAUGAUACUACAGCUUAUGCGGCCUGUUGUGUCUGUCUAUUUGAAGGAUAUGCUGAUAAUUGAUGCUCAGCAGCCUGGGGACGGUGAAUCGAGAUGCAUCCUGUUUACGCCAAGGGCCAACCGUGGAGAUGAAGAUCAACUUACUAUCGGUGGUGCUGUGUUGCGUGUGAAGAUCUUUUGGUCGGUAAUGAAUCCCUGACUAGUCUGGAUCAGCUUGUUGUUAAGACUUCAAUGGAAGGAUCUGUAUGCUUCAAUGGUAGGAUCAGACCGAGAGCCAUGUAAGGACCCAGUGCAGUAUGACCUUAACAUAGGACUUUGGGAACUUUUGGUUGUAGUUAACCUUAGCAACUAUUGUGUACCUUAAAAUGGAUGAGCUGUCCAUAUGGGAUCAUGCAUGAAUGUUAUUUGCCACUCUAGUUUUCAGAUUAUCUGGUACUUCAUCUAGCCUCCUUUGUCAA